AUGCGGCUGUCCUUGCUCCCCAUCCUUGCUCUCCUACUCUCUCAACAGGCUGUCAAUGCCCAGUCCCCCCUGCAAGGCCAGUCUCGGUUCGCCGCUCAGCACUGCUUGCCCGUCAGAAUCAAGUCCCUGGUCGUCUUUGGUGACUCCUUCAGCGACACCGGAAACGUCCUUGAGAUGUCCAAGCACACCUGGCCACUGCCUGCUUUCUACCCUGGAGGUCGUUUCUCUGGCGGUCCCAUCUGGGCAGACUAUGUCGCCAAGGAUCGCAGACUGAACUUGACCAACUUUGCCUAUGGUGGAGCGACGACGGAUUCAGAUAUCGUCCAGGGUUACACGGGUAGCAAGGGUGACUUGCCCGUUCCUGGGUUCAUUCAACAAAUCAACGAAAACUAUCUGCCCAAUCGAUCGCUGGAGGAUAUUGCCGGGAUGGAAUCGACCUUGUUUGCCGUCAGCUUCCAAGGAAACGACUUUUUGUUCGACACGUCCAUCACCACCGAGACCGUGCUCGCCAACAUCGAGAGGGGUAUCCACCAAUUGAUCGGUCACGGCGCACGACACAUUGUCGUGUUUGAGAACUUUGACAUUGGCACCAUCCCUUACUUCCAGAGCAACCAGACGUCUGCCCACGAGAUGACUGCCAUGGCGGAAAAAUGGCACCGAGGUUAUCAAGAUAUGAUGCGGCGACUCAGACGAGAGUAUGGCCAUCCAAGAAGGACUAGAGGAGCCGAUGGCGAGUCGCACGUCUUUUUCAACUGCAAGGGCAACCGGCCCGAGAUCAAGCCGAACAUUGCCUUUUUCGACCUCUUUAUCCUCCUCCGCCGAUUGAACAGUCCUCGACAUCUCCGAGAACUGGGGAUCACAGAUGUGGUUCAUGGUUGCAUAGAUCCGGGUGCUCAGACAGGAUGCGCUGACCCCAAGAGCCAUUUCUAUUACGAUCUGUACCAUUCGUCAACCAAGGUCCACCGAGAGAUUGCCAACGGCUUUCUCGAGAUCUUUUAG
Molecule: messenger RNA, 999 nt
Organism: Linnemannia hyalina
Lineage: Eukaryota; Fungi; Mortierellomycota; Mortierellomycetes; Mortierellales; Mortierellaceae
Source: the annotation of a GenBank genome assembly